CGGAGCGCAAGGAUGCUAAGGUAGGUUCCCUCCCCCAUGGGUGUGUCCACUGCCGGGAGACCUCAGUGAGUGUAUCCACCUGCAGAAGACGCUUUCCUGCACACACGCUUGAGCGUCGCUGCGCUCCUCUCUGUCACGCUUCUCCAGGAACAACUCUUUGUUUCUAACCUCCUUUAGUGGAAAAAAAAGAAUCUGUUGAUGCGAUUUAGAGAUCACUUUAAGUUAAGGCGGCCGCGUCAAGUUAAUUUAAAUCUAAGCUUUUGUUUGGCUCUGGGGAUAAUCGUGCAGGAUCUGCGGUGGAUACACUGAUACUCCUGCGUGCGGGGAUAGAGGAGCUCAAAGGAUCUGGGGUGGAUGUUUUUAAAUGUUGACCAGCUUUAUCACAAUAUUUACUGAACGGCACUAGAAGCUCCUGGACUCUCCUUCUCCUCUGUUAACAAACAGAGGGACAAUGUUGUGGGACAAACUGUGCUGGCUACUGGCCCUGCUGGCUUUAUCAACUGGGGCGCUGCUCACCUCCAACGAGCCCCUCUCUGCUCCCAGGAUCUUCCUGUCCUUCAAAGAGUUAAAGUCUACCGGCACCGCUCACCACUUCUCCUUUUUGCUGAACUCGACCGACUAUCGAAUCCUUCGCAUGGAUGAGGACCACGACCGCAUGUAUGUGGGCAGCAAAGAUUAUAUCCUCUCUCUGGACCUGCAUGACAUCAACAAGGAGCCGCUCAUAAUCCACUGGCCUGUUGCCCUCCAGAGGAAGACUGAAUGUGUCCUGUCAGGGAAAGACACCAAUGGAGAAUGUGGAAACUUCAUCCGUCUGAUUGAGCCGUGGAAUCGGACCCACCUGUAUGUGUGUGGUACAGGCGCGUACAACCCCAUCUGCACCUAUGUGGACCGAGGACGUCGGUCACAGGAAUACAUUUUCCGACUUGAACCUGGUAAAGUGGAUUCUGGGAAAGGAAAAUGUCCUUAUGACCCCAAACUGAACAGCGUCUCAGCUUUGAUCAAUGGAGAGCUGUAUUCAGGAGUCUACAUUGAUUUCAUGGGAACAGACUCAGCUAUCUUCCGUACACUGGGGAAGCAGACAGCCAUGAGGACGGAUCAGUACAACUCCAGAUGGUUAAACGAUCCCACAUUUGUCCAUGCACACCUUAUACCAGACAGCGCUGAGAAGAAUGAUGACAAGCUCUACUUCUUCUUCCGCGAGAAAGCCUCUGAGAUGGGUCAGAGUCCCAUGACCCAGUCCAGGAUAGGUCGGAUCUGCCUGAAUGAUGAUGGUGGACACUGCUGUCUGGUCAACAAAUGGAGCACGUUCCUGAAAGCUCGACUCAUCUGCUCAGUGCCUGGAGCUGACGGCAUCGAGACACACUUUGAUGAACUAAGGGAUGUGUAUAUCCAGCCAACUCAAGACACAAAGAAUCCUGUCAUCUAUGGAGUCUUCUCAGUUUCAGGAGCUGUGUUUAAAGGCUCGGCAGUGUGCGUCUACUCCAUGGCUGACAUCCGUAUGGUCUUCAAUGGGCCUUUUGCCCACAAGGAGGGGCCCAACUACCAGUGGGUGGCGUACACAGGGAAGAUUCCCUACCCACGACCUGGCACUUGUCCUGGAGGCACUUUCACCCCAAACAUGAAAUCCACAAAGGAUUACCCAGAUGAGGUUAUCAACUUCAUGAGAAACCACCCCACCAUGUACAAUGCUGUGUACCCAGUGCACAAGCGCCCCCUGGUGGUCAGAACCAACGUGGACUAUGAGUUCACCACCAUUGCAGUCGACCAAGUGGCAGCUGCUGACGGGAGCUAUGAGGUGCUCUUCCUGGGCACAGAUCGGGGGACAGUCCAGAAAGUAAUUGUCCUGCCUAGAGACGACUUGCAGACAGAGGAGCUGGUCUUAGAGGAAGUGGAGGUCUUCAAGGUUCCCACAGCAAUAACCACCAUGAAGAUUUCAUCAAAACGGCAACAACUGUAUGUUGGAUCAGUUUUGGGGGUGACCCACCUGGCGCUCCAUCGCUGUGAUGUGUACGGGGAGGUCUGUGCUGACUGCUGUCUGGCCAGAGACCCGUACUGUGCCUGGGACGGCAAAUCCUGCUCCAGAUACUCAUCCUCACAGAAGAGAUCUGAACCCUCUAGACGGAGCCGUCGGCAGGAUGUAAAGUACGGCAACCCGAUACGCCAAUGCAGAGGUUAUAACUCUAACACCAAUAAGAAUACUCUGGAGACGGUUCAGUAUGGGGUAGAGGGCAGCACUACAUUCCUGGAGUGUCAGGCCAGGUCUCCUCAUGUGUCUCUCAAGUGGCACCUGCAGAAGGAAAACAGUGACAGGAAAAAAGAGAUUCGCUCAGAGGGCCGCAUUCUAAAAACUGAACAAGGUCUUCUGAUCCGCUCACUGCAGUCCUCCGACAGCGGCAUCUACCAGUGCACAUCCACCGAGAAAAACUUCAAACACACGCUUGUCAAACUGCAGCUUGUGGUCCUUUCCAGUCGCACGGUCAACAACGUGUUGGUGGAAACAGGCAGCCCGGCCCUCCCUCCUCUCCAGUCUAGCGCCUGGACUCCCAGUGCCGGUCAGUAUAAGGACCUGCUGACCAUCCUUAGCCAGCCGGAGAUGGGCCUGAUCAACCAGUACUGCCAGGAUUACUGGCAGCUUGGAGACGGCAUCCUCAGUGACAACAAAGCCAAAAGCCUGAAGGAGCUGAAAGAACAGAAGAAGCCUCGCAACCGUAGGCAUCAUGAUGAGCAAACAACUCCAGCUGAGACAUGAGGAGCUAGAUAUACACCUCAUCAUAUUCCCCCAGUCUACCUUUUCACACCAUCUCCUCAACACUGUAAACCCUCCAUUUAGAGGAAUGACUCCAGUUAGAAAAAUCUAAUUAUUAUAACGGACAAAACCAAAAGCAACAGCAUCAAACCGUUUCUAUGUGACUGUUGGAAAAAAUACACAAUAUUUAUUGUAGGUUGUAAAAAGUGAUUCUUUGUACCUAUUUAGAAAACAUGUUUUUUUGUGAAUAGGUAAAUUUGUGCAAAUAUUGUUGUUAUUAUUAUAUUAUUGUUAGUGUUAUUGUUUAUUAAAAUGUAUUAUUAUGUUGAAAACUUCUCUAUGUUGGGUGUUUUUGUGAAACAGCAACAACAACCCAGGACUUUGGGAAUAUCCACGUAUGGAAGAGGAUCGUUGAACAUGUAUUUAACUGUCACAGGCGACCAUGUUGGAUCCCGUGACUGCUGGCAGUAUUCAGUGUCCAAGCUGGAAGUUGAGUCGCUGCUUCAGUGAAAUUCUCAAACUUUCCUUAACUUCUUUACCAGAACUCAGCACCGGAACAGUUUUUUUUUUUGUUUGUUUGUUUUACUGAAAGAUACAAGCUGAUGCCAGAAUGAUGAUCACAUUUCUUGGGACACACAAGGAUGAAAGAAAUGCCCACAGACUGCGGCUGUGACAACAUGUUGCAUCUUAAUGAAAGGCCCUUUUGGCAGGUGAAACGUCUCUCCUUUCAUGUUAGUGGUCCAGCCUGGCCUCAAGCAAUGAUGCUUCAUCACCCACCCAAAUUCUUCCAAAAUUAGCAGCUGCCAAAUGUUUGUUUUUGUUUAUAUGUGAAUAUCACAUCUCAAUGUUGUAUUCUUAACAAACGUGAUUUUUGUGAUAAGCUGUUUUUUGCUGGGGAGAAAGGGUCCUUUAAUGACAAAAAAGCUGAAAAUAUAACAUUGCCUUCUCUUUUUUCUUUUGAGAUAAGAAAUUCCAGCAGGCAGCUAUGUGUGAGUUUGUGACAGUUUGUGAUAUCAAAAUAAGCACCUUCUGUUACCAAAUUGGUAAUCUUGAUAAAACAGUAAAUACUUCACAAGUAUCUGUGGCAUAUGCAGUAUAUUCAUUGAUUUAAGGUUGGGGUUUGUUUUUAGCUCUCAAUUAUUCCAUUCCUGCCAGUUUCAUGCUAAAUAUUGGUUUCACUAAGUAAAUAUUUAUCAUGUAAUAGCUCUACACUUUUAUUAGAUCACAACAAUAAAGUUGCUGAUUGCAGUGCUUUGGAAUUGACUACUUUGAUUGGUUCUGAUUUUUUUGUAUCAGCUUCCACAGCUACUGUACUUUUUGUUAGUCCGAUGCUGUGUCAUCCUGCUAUGUUUGUCACAGACUUAAUAUAAAGCUUCCAUACAGUGGGGAAAAAAAUGUCACAAGUACAACCACUAACAAGCUGAUCACCACCAUACCUGAAGAGAACAUGUACCAAACUCUUUAGAAGGUGGCUUUUCAUUGUGCAUGGCAUGUACAGUGUAAUGUAUAUGGUAUUUGUUUAAAAUGCUAUGUUGCUGUGGGUGUCAGUGAAUGUCUUUCUCGUUGUGGGAAUAUGGAAAUAUUAUCAGUGCAAGAAAGAAAGAUGCUAAAAGUACAGAAAGGUUUUUUAUUAAAUCCUCUCUCUCUCUCUAUCUCUCUCUGUAUGUCUCUUAGUCUCUAUUUUUCUCUCUUUUUUUCUCUCUUCUCAAAAAUGUGCAUUUAUUUCAAACAUGCAUCUGUUUUAUUUUCUCUGUUUGGCAGAUUUUGCUCUGGGUCUUUGAGGUAAAGUAAUGUAUGAUAUAAUGCACAGUUGAUGUUGUUGUAAUGACCUGUACAAAAAUUACUAUCUUUUCUUCCUCAUCAAUGUUGCUGACUAAUAAAUUAAAGCUCUAUAUUUUAUAAUAA
Molecule: messenger RNA, 4651 nt
Organism: Etheostoma spectabile (orangethroat darter)
Lineage: Eukaryota; Metazoa; Chordata; Actinopteri; Perciformes; Percidae
Gene: sema3fa
Product: sema domain, immunoglobulin domain (Ig), short basic domain, secreted, (semaphorin) 3Fa
Exons: 18
Coding region: 452-2749 (765 amino acids)
Biological process (GO): semaphorin-plexin signaling pathway; negative chemotaxis; neural crest cell migration
Cellular component (GO): plasma membrane
Molecular function (GO): semaphorin receptor binding; chemorepellent activity
Source: RefSeq, a predicted model, not a curated record